UUCACACAUUCAGACAGUUUGAAGAUGUGUGUAUCAGCUUGUUUUCUCUCCUCUCAGCAGGAAUCCUUUGAAAAAGCUGUUGAGGACUCAAAGAACCUGAAAAAAAGACCAACUUACGCCCACCUGGGCGACCUGUACGGGUUGUAUAAGCAGACCUUGGUGGGCGACGUCAACAUCCCUCGUCCGGGGAUAUUUGAUCUGGCAGGACGAGGAAAAUGGGACGCAUGGGAACGAAGGAAAGGAAUGUCAAAAGAAGAAGCGAUGGAGGCCUACAUCAUCAGGGUGGAGGAGCUGAAGGAGGUCUACGGCUUCUAGACGCGGUUCUAUCACAAAAUCUGUCACACUUUCAACAUCACAUUUCUCAUUCUGUUCCAAGUACAAACUACAAAUCCCACAUGCUGCAUUUUGCGGCGUACACUUCUUUAUUUUUUGCAUAUCUGUUGACUAAUUAUGAAUAUUUACCAUGAUGAGCUGAACUGAUCACUGGCUUCAUGUUUACAGUCUUAUAUAAAUUUCACAUUAAAUCUGUAGAGCAUCUGUAUACAUGACAAAAUAUAAAUAAAGACUUGUUUUCUGGACCUCAGAUUGAACUUGUUUCUGUGUUUUUUAUCUAAGAAACAACUUCAAAGGCCCAAUUUCAGAAAAAUUAUAAAUGAUAGUCGUGUUUCACCAGCAUCAGUUUAAUGCAUCCACAAACUAAAAAUGACCAUUAUAACCUAAUGAAUAGAGGAUUUACUGCAGGAUGUUCCACACCUCCACUAGGGGGCGCCAGAGAUUAAACGUUAUUUUUAAGUGGAGACACUACAGGUGAAUGGGGUAAUUUUUUAAAAUUAUAGAUAUCAUCAUGAAACUUCCCCAGUUUGUUGUUAACAUUAAGACAAUAUUUUUUUGCAUUACAAGUUUUCUGAAAUUGUAUGUUUAGAUAUGCAGAAUGAGGCGUAAACUCAUUAAUUUGUAUAUAUUUCCAGGACAUAAAUUUGAACAUUGGAUAAAGCAAAUUUCAAAUUGAUUAUUUUAUGUUGUUGUAUUUUUUAUCAUUUCAUAAAUCAGAAAAUACUGUCAAAAGCCAUUAAAACAAUCAUGUUUUU
This is a messenger RNA of Centropristis striata (black sea bass), 1088 nucleotides long. Its product is annotated as acyl-CoA-binding protein-like. Bases 25 to 315 code for a protein of 96 amino acids. Gene Ontology annotation, molecular function: fatty-acyl-CoA binding. The record is from RefSeq and is a predicted model, not a curated record. The transcript has 3 exons. NCBI's taxonomy places the organism in Eukaryota, Metazoa, Chordata, Actinopteri, Perciformes, Serranidae. Gene Ontology annotation, biological process: fatty acid metabolic process.